CACAUGCCAAGGCGUCUGCUUUAAAACAUUAGCGCAAGUUGAAUUAUUUCGAUUUUUUUGUCAACAGUUGAACAAUAAAAUGUCGACUGCCCAAGCAACCAAAAACUGUAUUACUCUAAAGGGUUCAGCGCAAAUUAUCGUCGAGUAUUUAAACUAUGGAAUAAACUCGAUACUGUUCCAACGCGGCAUUUAUCCCGCGGAGAACUUUGACAACACACAGCAAUACGGUCUAACAAUUCUAAUGUCGAAGGACCCGAAAAUCAAGGAGUUCUUGCAAAACGUUUUGAAACAAACAGAAGAAUGGCUAGCCAAAAAUAUGAUCAACAAAAUUUCGUGCGUCAUAACCAAUGCGCAUACCAAAGAAGUGCUUGAAUGCUGGGACUUUAAAAUGCAGGCGGAGAUGGGCGACGGCGAAACAAACGACCCCACCAAGCUGACCUCUUCCAAGGACCUCACGCGCAUACAGAAUGAAAUACGCGAUGUAAUGCGACAAAUUUCAGCUACAGUCAGCUACUUGCCAUUGCUAGAUUGUAUCUGUACCUUCGAUGUGAUGAUACACACCCUGCAGUCUACCGAAAUACCCACAGAGUGGAACGAAACUGGUGCCGUUUUUAUACCAAACGCCCAGGCUGUUCAGCUGCGCUCCUUUUCAACUGGUUUGCAUAAGUUAGAUACGGUGGUCAACUAUAAAAUGAGCUCUUAAUGGUCUUCGGGAUUUCUCUUUUUUAAUAUUUAUAUAUUCGUAUUUACAAUAGAUUUAACAAAAAUUAAUUUGAGCUUCAGUAAAAAGCCAAUUUUAUAAAAACCUAA
Scaptodrosophila lebanonensis is the source of this 810-nucleotide messenger RNA. It is a transcript of the gene mad2, whose product is annotated as mitotic spindle assembly checkpoint protein MAD2A. Bases 80 to 703 code for a protein of 207 amino acids. Gene Ontology annotation, biological process: mitotic spindle assembly checkpoint signaling. The record is from RefSeq and is a predicted model, not a curated record. Lineage: Eukaryota; Metazoa; Arthropoda; Insecta; Diptera; Drosophilidae. Gene Ontology annotation, cellular component: nucleoplasm; cytoplasm; kinetochore. The transcript is spliced from 3 exons.